Messenger RNA from Penaeus chinensis, 2126 nucleotides. RefSeq names its product ubiquitin carboxyl-terminal hydrolase 12-like (gene Usp12-46). The transcript is spliced from 8 exons. Gene Ontology annotation, biological process: protein deubiquitination. The record is from RefSeq and is a predicted model, not a curated record. Gene Ontology annotation, cellular component: nucleus; cytosol. NCBI's taxonomy places the organism in Eukaryota, Metazoa, Arthropoda, Malacostraca, Decapoda, Penaeidae. Bases 168 to 1262 code for a protein of 364 amino acids. Gene Ontology annotation, molecular function: cysteine-type deubiquitinase activity; cysteine-type endopeptidase activity.
CGCUUUCCGCGGCGGUGUGGAUCCGCGCCGUGGCAGACGUUGACGCCCGAGGUAAACCAUCCAGCUGAUCUCCGCAGGAAAGAGACAGAUAUUUCGUCCUUCAGCAUUUCCUCCCUGUUCUCAAGGACGAAAAUCCGACCAAUCUGGAUCUCCUCGGAUAUUGCAAGAUGGGCGCUAAUGCCUCACAGCUGGAGAAGGAGAUCGGGGCAGACCAAUUCCCUCCUAAUGAACACUACAUAGGCCUUGUAAAUUUUGGCAACACAUGCUACAUCAACUCCGUACUACAAGCACUCUAUUUUUGUAAGCCUUUCCGGGAAAAGAUCCUGGAAUACAAAGCCAAGAACAAGCGGACAAAGGAGACCCUCCUGGCCUGCCUGGCUGACCUCUUCUACAACAUUGCCACCCAGAAGAAGAAGGUCGGCAGCAUAGCACCAAAGAAGUUCAUUGCCAGAUUCAGGAAAGAGAACGUUAAAUUUGAUAACUACAUGCAGCAGGAUGCCCACGAGUUCUUUGUACAGCUCAUAGACAGCAUCAAUGAGACUAUCAUGGGUAAGAGAGAGUCCUUUUAUUACUGUUUAGCUGACUGUCUCCUCUAUAUUUUUUGUUUGAUUCAAGGAAAGACCAUCUCAUGCUUUCCUCCUUUAUUCAGUAAAUGUCUAAAAGAAGCAUUGUUGGUCCAAGGAAUGUAUAUUACCUCAGAAUUUGUUUCCUUUCAGGUACGAAGUACAGAUGAGGUGUUAAAUAACCUAUCAGUAGAGGUACAUCAAAACACCAGCAUUACACACUGCUUGCGGUGUUUCUUCUCCACAGAGACCAUCAGUGCAGAAAACAAAGUACAGUGUGAGAAUUGCUGCUCCCUCCAGGAACACCAAAAACGCACAAGGGUAAAGAAGCUACCAACGAUUCUAGUCCUUCACCUAAAGAGAUUCCAGUUCUUGGGGCAGUACAACCGCACUCUCAAACUCUCACACAGAGUAGUAUUCCCUUUGGAGCUCAGGGUGUUUGAUACGAGUUCGGAUGCUGUGAAUCCAGAUCGAAUGUAUGACCUUGCAGCUGUUGUCGUCCACUGUGGAACAGGCAUCAACAGAGGUCAUUACAUUGCUAUUGUCAAGUCACACAGAUUUUGGUUACUCUUUGAUGAUGAUGCAGUGGAUAAAAUUGAUCCUUCUGUCAUGGAGGAAUUCUAUGGCCUCACAUCAGAGAUUCAGAAGUCCUCGGAAACAGGCUACAUCCUGUUCUACCAGGCCCGAGACCCAACGUAACUUCCACUCAAGUGCCCAAGCAGGCAAGAGUCCACAGGUCACGUCCAGCCGAACCUUCGGAGGAGACUGACAAGGGGAAAUAGUCACUUGAGGAGCAGAGGGGACUUGCGUAGAGAGGAGCUCAUGCUGGCGGUUCAGUCUAGUUGUGUAUUUAAAUGUAUUGAUCUAGUUCAGGUUUUACUCUAGGAUGAAUGCACCUUAUGUAUAUUUGUAUUUGAAGACUUCGGGAGUUAUUUCGCAGAUGUUAUUAUUGUAAUGUAUUAUUGAUAAUGUGCACUUGUAUAUAAGAGUUUAUAACAGAGAUACUUUACAGUCUAUGGCAAAGGCUCUUGGGAAAAAAGUUUGUAUAUUGUAGACACUUCAGGAUGUGUUUCCUUUCUAAACUUGGCUCUUUCUUUCUUUUAAAUGUUUUUUAAAUUGUUGUCUUGAAUCCCUCAUUGUUAACUCUGAGCUUGAAUGAAGAAAAGAAAUCCAAAUUUCUUUUAGUUAUUAUUUUUAGAUUUUGCUCUAAGCAGUCCAAGAUGUUAAUGGUUUGUACAGCAAUGUAAACCAUCUGUCCCCCUGGCCCUUUGCUGCACUACAAUCAGAACCGUUUUAGAAUGCGAAGGUUGUUCAUUAUUUUUAUUUAGAAGUCUUUCUUUCACUUGGACAUUCACCCUGAUGAGAGACCUGGCAGGGCCGAGACGCCGAGGGAAGGCACGUUGUACAAAACCCGAGAUGCACAGCAGUUCCAUCCAAUAUUAGUUGAAAUGGUGUAAGGAUUUUGUUUCUAUGAUUAUUGUUAUUGUUGUUGUUAUUAUAUUGUCAUUUUUAUUAUUAUUUUCUUCAUUAUUAUUAUAUUGCAAUUAUUAUUAUUAUUUUCUU